AUGGGCGACACGACACAACCCCCACCUCCUCCGCGCGAGGGGCACGCCAUCCGCGAGUGCCGCGAGUACAAGGUCAUCUUUAUCGGGGCGGGCCUGCUCGGCAUCCACUUCGCCGCCCGCAUCCAGCAGUACGGGCUUGGCAUCAAGCCGGUGGUGUACGAGCGCAACCCGGACGUCGGGGGCACCUGGUACAACAACACAUAUCCCGGCGUGGCGUGCGAUGUGCCUUCGCACGGGUACACUUUGUCCUGGGCGCCGUGGAGCGGGUGGUCGCGCUUCCAGGCGCCCGGGGCCGACUGCCAGCGGUAUGCCGAGUUCGCUGCGUCCAAGACCAACAUCCGCGACAUCACACGCUUCAACACGCGCGUGCUGAGCGCCACGUGGAACGAGGCCAAAGCCGAGUGGGAGCUCGAGCUCGAGGACGUGAACACCGGCGAGAAGUUCAAGGACUCGGCGCCCGUGCUCAUCAACGGCUCGGGGCUGCUCUCGCAGCCGAGCACGCCAAAGCUCAAGGGCAUGGAGAGCUUCAAGGGCCGCCAGUUCCACUCGGCGACGUGGAACAAGACCCCGACAAGCGAGUUCAAGGGGCAGCGCGUGGCGCUCGUCGGCGCCGGCUCGUCGUCGCUCCAGAUCCUGCCCGAGAUCCAGAAGGAGGCGGCCCAUGUCGACCAGUACAUCCGCUCCGAGACGUGGGUCGUGACGCCGUUCGGCGCCGACGCGCGCGCCGAGCAGUGGGGGCUCGACUUUAUGCAGGCGCUCACGAGCGACGACCCGCGCUUCGCCAACCCGCACUACACGGACGAGCAUAAGGAAACGUUCCGCACCAGCCCCGACGAGGUGCAGAAGCACCGCAAGGCGAUUCUCAACACGACCAACAAGAUGUUCACGGACGGAAUCACGGAGAUCGUGUCCCCGCACCGCGAGGCGGCCGAGGCGCUGUACGUCCAGAUGACGACGGAGAAGCUCGCCAAGAAGCCCGAGCUGCUUCCACUCUUCCUGCCCAAGUGGUCGAUCGGGUGCCGCCGACUCACCCCCGCCGUGGGCUACUUUCAGGCCAUCACGGCCGACAAUGUCGACGUCGUGCGCUCCAGCGUGACCGAGGUGACGCCCACGGGGCUCAUCGACGCGGACGGCAAGCUGCGCGAGUACGACGCGAUCAUCUGGGCGACGGGGUUCGACACAACAUUCUACCCGUCCUUCAGCGUCAAGGGGCGCAACGGCACCCCCUUGUUCAAGGAGGAGGCGCGCGCAUACCUCACCGCACACGCCGAGGACAUGCCCAACUACUUCACGGUUGCUGGGCCGGGGCUCAUGUCGUUCAACGGCGACUUCCUCGGCGGGCUCGAGCGGAUCCUCGACCACAUUCUGAGGUUCGUCUUCAAGCUCCAGCGCGAACGGUACCAGUCGGUGUGCGUGCACAGCGACGCCGUGAUCGACUUCACCGCCUACCUCGACGAGUACCUCAAGCGCACUGUGCACACGCAGCCCUGCUCGAGCUGGUACAAGAACGGCUCGAAGGACGGCAAGGUGCGCGCCAUCUGGUGCGGCACGUCGCUCCACCUCUUCGAUGCGCUCCUCCAGCCCUGCUGGGAGGAGUUCGAGUGGACGCGAUACCCCGACGAGCGGCAGGGCAAGGAGCGCUUCAACUGGAUCGGCAACGGCCGCACCCACGCCGAGCUGCAUGGCGGCGACUGGUCAUGGUAUGUGCCGAAGGUGGACGCGGACAACAUUGUCAUCCCGACGGCGACCGACCAGACGCCCCUGCACGAGCUAUACAACUUCUAG
Molecule: messenger RNA, 1785 nt
Organism: Vanrija pseudolonga
Lineage: Eukaryota; Fungi; Basidiomycota; Tremellomycetes; Trichosporonales; Trichosporonaceae
Gene: stcW
Product: Putative sterigmatocystin biosynthesis monooxygenase stcW
Exons: 1
Coding region: 1-1785 (594 amino acids)
Molecular function (GO): N,N-dimethylaniline monooxygenase activity; flavin adenine dinucleotide binding; NADP binding
Source: RefSeq, a predicted model, not a curated record